Molecule: messenger RNA, 5480 nt
Organism: Lytechinus variegatus (green sea urchin)
Lineage: Eukaryota; Metazoa; Echinodermata; Echinoidea; Temnopleuroida; Toxopneustidae
Product: protein DVR-1 homolog
Exons: 6
Coding region: 1-1074 (357 amino acids)
Biological process (GO): SMAD protein signal transduction
Cellular component (GO): extracellular region
Molecular function (GO): growth factor activity; cytokine activity
Source: RefSeq, a predicted model, not a curated record
AUGGAGGUUUACAUGUACCUCGAUGUUGGAAAUGGCGAUGAAAGUGGAUAUGAACCGAACGAAAGGGAAAAUCAUAUUUUCCCAAACUGUUGGCUUACGGAUAUCGUAGAAGACGUUUGUCAAGAAGAACGCACCACAAGUUCACUAAUCGUUAUACCGAUUUCUGUAUUUGUGUGUAUUUCAGUUCACUACAAAGACGCAGCGAUUGCACGACAUGGAGUACAUCGAUACCGAUUCGACAUCGGUAGGAUACCUCAGGGUGAGACGGUGACGUCAGCUGAACUGCGCGUCUUUCGCGACUCACGCGGACAGGGGAGCUCGUUGUAUCGAAUAGAUGUGCUCCAGCUUAGAGAACGGGGGAGUGAUGGAUCCCGGUCACAUGUAUAUCUUGACAGUACCAUUGUAGGCCCGGGUGACCAUGGAUGGUUGGUCUUUGAUAUGACGUCAGCCACGAGUACAUGGAGGACUUAUCCAGGAGCUAACGUGGGUCUGCAGCUCCGCGUGGAGUCUUUACAAGGUUUGGAUAUUGAUCCCACCGAGGCAGGGGUGGUCGGCGUAGGUAACAACGAGGGUCGAGAGCCUUUCAUGGUGGUAUUCUUCCAGCGCAACGAGGAGGUGGUUGCGGCGACUUCAUCCCAUCUCAGACGUAGUCGUCGAGCAGCGAGCCGACAAAAGAAAAGCGGGAAGAGGCCCAGAAAACCCGACACGGAUAAUGAUGUCACAUCCAGAGAUUUUAAUGCUCGACUUCGCAAACGGAAGCGGCUUUGCAAACGCAAAUCCAUGUUCGUCAAUUUUGAAGACCUCGACUGGCAGGAAUGGAUCAUCGCGCCACUCGGAUACGUCGCUUUCUACUGCCAGGGCGAAUGCGCCUUCCCCCUCAAUGGGCAUGCCAACGCAACCAACCACGCGAUCGUCCAGACACUCGUCCACCACAUGAGCCCGAACACCGUCCCCCAGCCCUGCUGCGCCCCGACCAAACUCAGUCCGAUCACCGUACUUUACUACGAUGAUAGCCGCAACGUCGUCCUCAAAAAGUACAAGAAUAUGGUGGUCCGUGCCUGUGGUUGCCUUUAGCAACGGACCAUACAUGGAUAAUGACAUUCAUUGUUUUUCUUUAAAAUAUGACUUUUAAGGAGCCAUGGACAGAAAGAACUUUAACCUCGCCAACAUAGAAGGGUGUAACGUUGUGGAGGGUAUUUAUUGAAAGUUGAUAAUCAUAUUUCUAGGUACGGUAUAUUAUUACAUGGUCCAUCGAUUAUACUAUUGAAAUUGUUUCGUUAAAAGUAACCCUUUUUAAUUCUUGCAUAUAUAAUAGGCCUAUAUUCAUAUUUUUAAAUCCAGCAACCAACUGCAUUUCUGUUGGCCUAUAAACGUUAAUAUUUGGUAUUUACAGAUUAUGCGGCUCAUAAUGACUUGUAUUCGUAUAUUAGAAGGUCAAUUUCUUUAUUUUUAAUAUUUAUACGUUAUUACGAUUUUAAGAACAUUCUCUCCCUCUCUUUCUUACUUUCUGUGUUAAUAGGGGUUGGGAAGGUUACUGGAAUGAUGGCUUCACCCCCUCCCAUUUAAAAUAUCCAAGAUCAUUUUAUAGUUACAAAACCCAACACAACUCUCUUUCCAAUAUUCCUUCUAUCUUUCAAUACUUCUUUCUUUUCCCUUUUUUUCAUUAAAGAAAUCUAAUCUUUCAAAAACAAAACAAACCGGGGCGACCGUUCAUUGCGUUCAUCACUCUCGCACCAACCUUGCAUGACAGUGCUUAUUCGUUUUUUUUUUUUUGGGGGGGGGGUGGUCUUUGGUCGGUCGUUAUUGAAAUAAAUGUCAUAAUCAGAAGAGACCGCUUGUAAAAAAAUACAUUUACACGUAUAUAGGCUGACGAGAUUUUUUAUCAGAAUUGUUGAAAUCUUAGAAUAUAAGUGCAGAAAUGGUAUAACCCUCAUGUGGAAUGUGAUAAAAGCGUAGACGUGUUCGUGGCAAUUUGGACAUCUACCUAUGUCAAGUAUGUGAUCUUAGAUAAUUUCCUUUUCUAAUGUAGAGUUGAGAAAAUUUGCCAAGCCAAGCACUUAAUGGGGUAGGUGUUGGCCAUAAUGCGAGAGUAUUAAACUGGCGAAGGCUACGCUAUUUUCAAUAAUCAUAUGAGUUGCUAUUAUGAUUUGAGAUAAAAUAUUUUGCAGUAGUCAUUGUUUGGGUGUGGCAUAUGGGUGAAUUCACGGAAGGUGGGUGCCGGAAGAAUUGAUAAGCUUCCGGGUCAUCUUGUAUUCGUGGUCAAUCCGCCCGUCCAUUUGCAAAUUUAAGAAGUUAAAUGUGUAAUGAAGUUAUGCAUUUCCGGUGUUACCAUUUUCGAGCGCAUAAAUGUAAUAAAAUUUUAGAAAUAUGCAUGGGGAGCGCGUUUCAUGAAUUUUAAUGGAUUUCAAGAUGAAGACAAUUUACAGUCAUGAUGCCUGUCACUUCAAUUGGUUUGCUUUAUUGCAAAACAGUAAAUAAAGAUGAAUAAAGGUUACUAGACGUAACAAAUUAUUAGACAAUGAAUAAUAAGUGAAUGAAUAAGUGAAUCAAUUGAAUACAUAAAUGGUCCUUAAUUAAAUAUUGAUUAGUAACUAAAGGGAAAAUAAAGAUCGAUUGGAUACAUAUAUAACGGGUGUAAUAUGACCAUUUUCGUCUAUUUCAUAAAAACCUGAUACACUUGUGCUCAGAAGUUAGUGAACCCUACCUUAAAAUGCAAACCUUCAGGCUGAGUGUUGAAUAUAGACAAUAACACUAUAAUGUUUGGUGAGUCCCAGAGAAACAAACUACAUGUAAGAUUUUAUCACCUGACUUCACAAUAAAAUAUCUAAAACAUGGCAGAACUCAAACACUUAAAAUCUUCAUUUUCUGGUGGGUUCACUAACUUUUUAGCACCACUGUAUAUAGACGGAUCAGCGUUUCAAUUUUUCAUCAAAAUUAAAAUAUAGGUAAUUGUCAAUCUAGUAUUUUGUGAAUAUUACUGAAGAUGAAAAUGGAUAUUUGAUGAAUAUAGAUGAAUAUAUGAAUAUAAAUGAGUAAUUUGAAUUAUGUAAAUGAAUGAAUAUAAAUUAAUGAAUAAAGAAGAGGUAACACGAGCGUUGUCUUUCCCUUAUACAUUUAAGUGGUUCAUUGUUUCAAUUUGUAAUUAAAAGAAGAAGAAUAGUCAUUGCCUAUUUUGAUUUUGAGGAGAUUUAAAACUAAAAUAGACCUUUAUGUUAUAGAAUAUUAUUGAUGUAUAUAUAUUUGGUUGAAGAAAAUUUGUCUAGAUAUCGUUGAGAUAUCCCCCCUCCCGGUCGCUUUCACUUGAUUUUUCACUUCCCUUGGUAGUGAAAAAUCACUCGAUUUGGAAUGAAGUUGGAGUGUAGGUGUGAAUUUUUCAAACAGAUUUCAUUGUAUUAAGGAUGAUAUUUACUCAACAAGUGAAAGUCACUCCAAACCUAGUGGAAUAUUAUUCACUUCCACCGAAGAGUGAACUAUUCACUCGAUUUGCCUUAAGGAGUACAAGAAAAGUGUUCCAGAGUAAUCUUAAGAUUCUCCUGUCAUGCUGUAUUUAUACAAACAGAAUUGCCUCUUCUAUUACAUCUAUCGGUAGAUCAUGUAUUCUUUCUAUAUAGGAGGGCAUGUAAUACAAAUUUUCAAAGAAUACAUUAGCAAAGAGACAUUUUGGGGGUAUUUUAUAGUCCGCCAAAGGGAAAGUUGUUCACAUGUGACAUCACCACUGAUAUACUAAUGGUAUUCGGAUUCGUGGACAUCACACAUCUUUGUCGCAUCGCCAAUAUAGGAGGAUCUCCAUAGCAUUAGUGACUGUAAUAUUCAAAUACUCGUAACUUUCUCAUUAUUUGUCUGAUUUUUCUCAAAUUUUCUCUGUUCUCAUUCUUUGAUUUGUCUGUUUCCACACAAGUCGACAUGUUGCAAAGUUUUCAUUCCCCUUUAACGAAUUUCAUACUUUGGGCGAUUAAACUUAUUCAAGGUUAAAUGCUCACUCUUCCACCCACAAUGAGGCAGCCCAUCUGAGAUCAAGAUAUCCAAAGGCCUAUACAUUCACAGGGUUCGUACGCCCCAUUAUAGAUAUUGGCGUCGUGUAUAUAUCUUUUGUCUGAUAUAAUUAUCCUACAGAAUGAUAUUUAUUGUGUAUAUAGUUAUUUCAUAAUCUUGUUAUUUUUUACAUUCGGAAAAUCAUCACGUUUUAUCGAUCGCACAUUUUAAAAUCGAACAUUUUCAUGUAAAUGUCUCGUCAAUGUGGUUCACUUGAGUGUGCCUAAUUAAACGUGACAUAUCGCCUGUAUACUCUUGUAUAUAUUUAUGCUAUUUUAUCCCGAUUUUAGAGGGAAGAAAAACUAUCAAAGACUUUUAGCCCUAUAAACUCUAAUUAGUUGUUUGUAUAUUUGUAUGCAAAUGAACAUAAAUAUGCAUAACCCUGCCGGAAAUAUUGUAUAUUUAUAUGCUUUUAUGAUUAUGUUUAGAAUCGAAUUUUAUUUGACUGUUAUUAAUUCAGUAGAGCUGUUCAUUCUGUUAAUAUUUGGAUAAUAAUCUGUUGCAAUUAUUUUAGAUGCCCAUAGGCCUACGGAAUUGCUUUACCAUUUGUAUUUUAAACAAAUUUGGCACCGCCAUGGGCGGAUCCAGGAUUUCAUCGAUUAGGGGCACAUAAAAUAGGUCGAUUUGCUGAGAAAAUAAAAGAAAUUCAAGUCUUCUUCAAGAAUGGGCGUAAUUUCACAUCAAAACAAAAUUAUGGCCCGAGUCUCUGCUCAGGAUGUCAGUAUUGAUAUUUUCUUUUAGGAACUAGUCAUUUUUUAAGACGUGGUCAUUGAUUAAUGUGGAUGUAUUGCAAAUUAUGAUGAAAAAUAGAGCGUAUUAGUAUAUAAUGGUUUCCAACCAAGAUUGAAAAAAAAAUAAAAGGACCAAGCUCCUCUUUGUGUAUAUUGGUUGAGAAAAUCAAUUGAGAAAAUGCUUCAAAACAUCGAUUUUAUUUCACCCACGUAGAAACACAUUGAUUUUGUAAUAUUUGUAUACAUUUUUUAAAAAUCAUUUUUAUUCGAUAUGAUAAUUGCGAACCUAUUUUGUUUAAAUGGAGUAAUAGCUGACGAAUUUACAUGUUUUGGGAAAUUUGAGACCCGACGAAGCAAAAUAAUUUUAUGAUUAAAAUAAUGUAUAGUUAAGAUAAUCCAUGGGAGCAACAUCUCGUCUCAGGAGCAAAUUUAUUGGAAUCGGCGAAAAUUAUUUAUUCCAUAUAAAUUAUUUUAAAAAAUGCCCCUGAUAUUUUGUUUCUUAAAUCGCAAGAAUAAAAUCCUCCUGGUCAUUCAGUAGUCGUGAUCCUUGGCACGUAUAAUUAUGCAAAUGUAAGAAUGUAUGAUUUUUCUGUUGGUGAAUUCAUAUUAUUUUUGUGGCGAAUUAAAUAUGAUCUAGAAUAUUGUACGAUAUUUCUUGUCAAAUGUACAGAAACAGAUAAUACGCAAUGUAAAUUCAAUAAAACAUUUGGAAAUCAA